Molecule: messenger RNA, 3894 nt
Organism: Trichoplax adhaerens
Lineage: Eukaryota; Metazoa; Placozoa; Uniplacotomia; Trichoplacea; Trichoplacidae
Exons: 21
Coding region: 1-3894 (1297 amino acids)
Biological process (GO): monoatomic cation transport
Cellular component (GO): membrane
Molecular function (GO): copper ion binding; ATP binding; ATP hydrolysis activity
Source: RefSeq, a predicted model, not a curated record
AUGGAUAAUACGCAAAUAACCCAACAUAUACUAGUAAGUAUCGAAGGAAUGACAUGUAAUUCCUGUAUUAGAUCUAUCCAAGGAAAUAUUGCCGAAGUCAAAGGCCUUGAAAGUAUUAAGAUAUCCUUAACGCAAGAAGAAGGAGAUAUUGUCUAUUUUCCUCAUCUUAUCGAUCAUCAUCAAAUCAUAAAUGAAAUCCAAGAUAUGGGUUUUGGUGCUCAACUAAAAUCCAAUCUAUUCAAUUUACAGCUCAAUCUUCAGACAUUACCUGCUGAUUAUGACCAAUUAAUAAAACAUCUAAUGGAAGUCUCUGGCAUAGGAAACUGUUACAUAGAUGAGAAGUUAAAUGCUCUUAUAGUACGAUAUAAUUACGAUUUAUUGAACUCUCCCAGUCCCAUAAUAGACUAUUGCAACAAGUUUACUACUAUGAAAACCAAAGAAAACGAUAACAGCAAUCUAUCGAAGCGAAAUGAUGUAGCAGUAUUAAAUGUUACCGGAAUGACUUGCCAUUCAUGUGUGCAAUCUAUCGAAGGAACAUUAUCCGACGUAAAAGCGAUCCAAUUUGUUGGGGUGUCACUAGAAAAGAAUCAAGCCGUAGUCCAAUAUGACGAUGAAGAAACAACUGCAAAUGAUAUUGUAGAAAGUAUCAAAGACGUAGGAUUCGAUGCUAGUAUCUUACAGUCGGAAUCCAAGAUGGCUCGCUAUAUCGCUGUAGAUAUCGAUGGAAUGACUUGCAAUUCUUGCGUUAAUCACAUCCAGAGCUGCGUUCUGGAGCUAGCUGGCAUCCAUUUUAUCCGCGUUUCUUUACCAUUACACAAAGCUGAUAUCGUCUUUGAUGGUAAUAUUAUAGCUCAACAACAAAUUCUAGACAUUAUCAACGAUACAGGAUUUGAUGCAAGCCUGAUGGUAAAUGCAGCAGUAGCUCAAAAUAAUGCAUCCAAUACCACCAAUUCAUCUAAUUACCUUAAUGACAAAUCAAACAAUAAGAAUUUAAAUAAUGUAACUGAGCAAAAAAAAAAACCAGUUGAUGAAAGUAAAAUCGAUGUCAGCAAGAAUAAUUCAGAAAAUUUCCAGGAUGACUGUCAUAAAGCUCCUAGAAUAGAUAAAGAUCGAGAUAAAGAUCAAGUUAUUGAAUCAAAAUCAAUCCAGUUAUCCAUUAAAGGCAUGACUUGUUCGUCUUGUGUCGCAAAUAUUGAGCGGGAAAUGAAAAAAAAACAAGGAAUAAUUUCCGUUUCCGUGGCUCUGCUAGCGGAACGAGGAGAAAUUAAAUAUAACUCUAACUUAACCAAUGGCGAAAAAAUCAUAGCUCAUAUAUCAGAAUUAGGUUUUGACGCAUCGAUUCUACGACACAUUAAUGCCUCUAACCAGGUAGAAUUACAGAUUGAUCAUAUUAUCGGCCAAGAAAGCAUUGAAGAUAUUGAAAGCACAUUCCAAGAGCUUACAGGAGUUACAGUUAUAUCAAUUUCUCUUGAAUUUAAAACUGGAAUAUUUGAAUACGAUCCUUCCAUUACUGGAGUUCGUGACAUCAUUAACCUGCUAAAAGAUCUCGGUUAUCCUUCAUCUCUGGCUAUUAAGAAUGAUGUGUCAAAUAAGUUGCAACAUGGUAGCGUAAUUAAAAAGUGGCGAAAUACAUUUUUACUUUCACUCAUCUGCUUCCUUCCGGUUGUGACUAUCCUGAUAGUAUGGCCUGCUUUAAAGUACGACAAUAAACAAAUAAUCGUUGCUCGAGGACUAUCGUUGAAAAAUCUUCUUUUUCUUAUAGUUUCAACACCUGUUCAAGUAUUUGGCUGUAAACAGUUUUACAUCAUGGCAUAUAAAGCAUUACGGCAUGGCUCGGCUACAAUGGAUGUCCUCAUUGCAAUGGCAACCACGAUUGCUUAUUGCUAUUCGGUUACGGUGAUUAUUAUUGCUGCAGCAAUAAGACCCAAUGAAAGUCCUGUUACGUUUUUUGAAACAACGCCAAUGUUGGUGACAUUUAUAUCUUUAGGCCGCUGGUUAGAGCAUCGAGCAAAAAAAAAAACCUCCGAAGCACUUAGUAAGCUCCAAUCGAUGCAGCCUACUGAUGCUAUCUUGGUCGAAUUGGAUGACGACAAUCAAAUUAUAAAGGAAGAAAUUAUUUCUAUUGAUUAUAUUCAAGAAAGAGAUAUUCUAAAAGUCAUACCAGGAGCUAGAAUCCCUGUCGACGGUUUCAUUGUAACGGGCUCAUCGAUGAUUGAUGAAUCUCUCAUUACAGGAGAAUUUAUGUCUGUUGCUAAAAAUCAAGACGAUAUGGUUAUCGGAGGCACGAUUAAUCAAACCGGUGUGCUAAUAAUAAAAGCAAGUAAAGUAGGUGCUGAUACUACCCUAGCGCAAAUAGUGCGAUUAGUUGAAGACGCCCAAACAUCGAAGGCACCAAUACAGCUUUUGGCCGAUAAAAUUGCCGGCUACUUUGUACCUGGCAUUAUACUAAUAUCUAUCGUUACCUUCCUUAUUUGGGUCUGGAUUGGGUAUACAAAUAUCCAUGCCAUUAAGCCAGAUUUUAAUGUCCUUACGGAUAAUGUAGCCGAUGUUGUCCUAGAAUUUUCCUUUUUAUGUGCUAUUAGCGUGCUAGCAAUAGCCUGCCCAUGUGCUUUGGGCUUGGCAACACCUACUGCCGUUAUGGUUGGUACUGGAGUAGGAGCUCAGUUAGGCAUCCUUAUUAAAGGCGGACUACCGUUAGAAAUCGCUCAUAAGGUUUCCGUAGUCAUCUUUGAUAAAACAGGUACCUUAACACAAGGUAAACCCAAGGUGAAAGAAGUUUUAUUGGCCAACAGCUUGCUUAUAGAUGCUAAUCAGCUGAUUAAAUUGGCUGGAGCCGCUGAAAGCAACAGUGAGCAUCCUUUAGCUCAAGCAAUCGUGCAACAUGCACAAAAGGAAACCAAAGAAACAAUCCUUGGUAAAACUAGCUAUUUCAAAUCUAAAACUGGAUUUGGAAUAAGUUGCAGUGUAACUUUAUCAGAAUCGAAUGUUAACUAUAGUAAAUCAUACCGAUUUAAAAGUAUUACGGAAAAAGAUCGUGAUGUUAUCAUUGGAAACAGACAUUGGAUGCAUGCUAAUCAUAUUAAGAUCAAAACUGAAUUUCAUCAUAAAGUCGCAACUUAUGAAAGCCAAGGAAUGAGCGUUGUUUUAGUUGGCAUUGAUGGUGAGAUCGCUGGAGCUUUUGCUAUCUGUGAUACGAUUAAAUCUGAUGCAAAGGAUGCCGUGCAGAAUCUACACAAGAUGAAUAUUGAAGUUAUUAUGAUGACUGGAGAUAACAGAAGAACUGCAGAAGCUAUUGCAAAAGAAGUCGGAAUUCAAGCAAUAUAUGCUAAUGUCAAACCAGCUGACAAAAUCGCUAAAGUUAAAUCGUUACAAAGUCGCAAUAAUGUAGUAGCUAUGGUUGGUGAUGGCAUUAAUGAUUCGCCUGCGCUAGCUCAAGCAGAUGUAGGAAUAGCUAUUGGUAGUGGUACUGACGUAGCUAUAGAAGCCGCGGAUAUAGUUCUGGUUAAGGAGAAAUUGAUGGACGUUGUCACAGCAAUCGAUUUAUCCCGAACUACCCUAAGGAGAAUAAGAUGGAAUUACUUUUUCGCAACCAUAUAUAAUAUUGUAUGUAUCCCAAUAGCUGCAGGUGCUUUUAAGCCAGUUGGAUUUGUUAUACGUCCUUGGAUGGCAAGUGCUGCUAUGGCUACCUCAUCAGUCUCUGUAGUGCUAUCUUCAUUGUGGUUGAGAAGAUACAAGAGACCAGCAGGUACAAGAUCGAUUACAGAAUACUGGUUUAAAGGUACCUUGGGGCGAAGUCCGAAAUUAAAUAUACAUGUAAGCAAUAAUAGCUAUAGAAGUCUGGCUGACGUAGAGGCAGCAGAUACUCAAGCCACGGAAAAUUCUCAGUUGCUGUAA